This is a messenger RNA of Opisthorchis viverrini, 5808 nucleotides long. RefSeq lists its product as hypothetical. Gene Ontology annotation, biological process: negative regulation of transcription by RNA polymerase II; chromatin remodeling. The record is from RefSeq and is a predicted model, not a curated record. The transcript is spliced from 22 exons. Gene Ontology annotation, cellular component: nucleus; chromatin. Lineage: Eukaryota; Metazoa; Platyhelminthes; Trematoda; Opisthorchiida; Opisthorchiidae. Gene Ontology annotation, molecular function: ATP binding; histone binding; ATP hydrolysis activity. Bases 1 to 5646 code for a protein of 1881 amino acids.
AUGCUGGAAGAGGGCUCGAAAGUUUCUUGGAUCUCUCGACAGCGUUUGUCGAUUAUGUCCGAUGCCCCUGAAACGCCAGGCCUCGAAAUAGAUGAGGAAAAGGAGUCUUGCUCCACCGAAGAGGAUGUUGGUCCCACGGAACCUGAAAAAGAACCCCCUCGCUCACCUUCAACUCCUUUGGUGGAUGAGGCAGCAAUACUUCAGCGUCGGAAAUCCAGUAGGCAACGAAAAGCAACCAAAGUAGUUGAAACGGAUUCUCCUCUCAAUGGUGACGCUUCGGAAUCUGAUGGGAGGCAUCACCCCAAACCGGAUACAUGCUCCGUUGACCUCGAGACCGAGAGGCGCAUGAGCCUCCGUCCACGCCGUAAGGCGAAAAGAAGCGAGAUGUAUCAGGAUGAAAAGGAGCUGGACCAGCUUUUAAGUGACGAAGUCAAUCUUCAAGCUUAUGGUCCGGCCCAACACUGGAAUACAGGUGCUGGGGAUUAUAUAUCGGGCGACUGGCUGUCUGUGGAACGAAUACUAGCUCAUCGUCGCCUGGAUAAACGGAAAUUAACGGAAUUCAUUUCUGAGGCUCUCAAAUCGUAUACCGCAAUACAGAAAAAAAUGGUUGAGAUGGAAUAUUUCGUCAAGAUUCAUGAUCAAUCUUACUGGCACUGUGCUUGGAUGUCCGGAGCCAUUUUGAUGGCGCUUCAUCCGGGCUUGGUUAGAAAUUACUUUAAAAACGUUCGUGAACAGUCUGAAGAGGUGGCAGUAGAUUUACGCAACACGGAGGUACAUACACUCGACGCUGAAAUGGCUACUACUCAAGAAACAGAACCGAACCCAGCACAAGAUAUCUCGACUCAUUCGGUGGUCCUUCCGUCCUCCGAAGACCAACCCAAGCCUGAGGGGCCCCAAGUAGAAUUGGAGAAAAAGAAAUCUGAACCUUCUUCGCUGACGAUUCCGCAUAGCAGUGAGGAGGAUGAGGAUGAUGAGAACGACCUAACGAAAUGGAGUACUGAAUACAAGGAGAAUCUGACCAAAUGGAUGUCACCCAACCUAGAGAGUUCUGGUUCAAGGCGACGUUAUUUGGUCCACUGGGGCGUUGAAAGUGAUCGUCUGGUACCCGAACGAAUCAUCACCGUUGGAGAGACAGUUGAGGUGUCUGCCUCUGGACCAGCUGAUUCCGAAGCCGUUGUGGAUGUUCCAGAUGAAGUGGAGUUUCGAGAAGUACUCGUCAAAUGGUUCAGCGUACCUGAGAGUCAAGCGACUUGGGAGACUGUAGAAACGGAUCUAGAUAUGUUAUCAGAGUUAGCGGCUUGUCAGAAAAUCCAUCCUAAAGCGGUUUUCCGAGAUUCAAACGGCCGCAGGUUGCUUCCUCUGGUUGUUAGACGCAGCCUUAUUCAGAUGAUGAAUACAUACUGCACACGACUCGCCAGAAUGUUGUGCGAUGCCUAUGGGGCACAGCACACCAUUGGUAAACGUCCGCCUCCAACCGAUUGGAAGAACAAAUGGCAAAAUAGCCAACCGAGCUAUCUUUCUCCGGAGCAACAUGCAGUGCUACAUCCAUACCAGCUGGAAGGUGUACGUUGGCUCUGGCAUGCGUAUCACAAUCAUGUCAAUGCGAUUCUGGCUGAUGAAAUGGGCUUGGGAAAAACCGUUCAAGUGAUUGCUCUGCUUUAUUCCCUGUGGAAAGAGCGAAACGAUUACGGUCCAUUCCUGGUUGCUGCCCCCCUGUCCACGCUCCAAAAUUGGGCUCGUGAGUUUGAAGUUUGGGCUCCGGAAUUCCGUGUUUUGGUCUACAGUGGUGAGCGCAGCGCACGUGCUACAAUGCAACGUUACGAUUUCCGCAUCCCCAACUCCGGUGGAGUACCUGCCUUUCACGUCCUCAUAACAAGCCAUGAGUUGGCUUGUAUCGAACGAUCGUGCUUGCAAGGCUUUGAUUGGAGCGUUCUGGUUGUGGACGAGGCGCACCGUUUAAAGAACAAACAAUCUCGCCUCUUCAAAGAAGCUAGCCAAUAUAAGGCGGGCUUCAAGAUGUUACUGACGGGUACUCCGUUGCAGAAUAAUCUUGAGGAACUUUUUCACCUCCUGUACUUCAUCGAGCCGAAGACCGUCACAGACUUCAAAACACUGUCAGAACAAUGGGCGAACAUGUCAAAAGAGCAACGGAUUGCGAGUCUGCACGAUCAACUAAAAAACCAUCUCUUGCGUCGACUGAAAUCUGACGUGAUCAAAGACCUCCCCAAGAAGUCGGAAGUUGUGGUGAUGGUCGACAUGUCUGUAUUACAAAGAAAGUUGUACAAGCUCAUCUUGACAAAGAACUAUGAAGAGCUGCGGUGCGGUAGCUUGAUGAACAGUUUGGUUCAUUUACAGAAGGUGUGUGACCAUCCCUACCUACUCCCAGCGGGUGAUUCCAUAUCACCGCGCCUAGACUCAGAUCAGCCGAACGCUCGUUACGAACCAAAGGCAUUGGUCCAUGUUAGCGGAAAGAUGGUUGUUCUGAUGGAAAUGCUUCGUGGAUUGCGCGAGGGUGGUCACAGAGUGCUCAUCUACUCACGAAUGACCACCAUGCUGGAUAUUUUGGAAGAAGCUUUGACAAAUGAGGGAUACGCAUUUGAGCGAAUCGAUGGCAGGGUGAAGGGCCCACUUCGACAAAUAAUUGUGGAUCGAUUUAACGCCCGGAACUGUGAAACAUUCAUAUUUCUUCUUUCAACGCGUGCUGGUGGCGAGGGGAUCAACCUGGCUUCGGCAGACACUGUUAUCCUGUACGAUUCAGAUUGGAACCCCCAGUGUGACCUUCAAGCACUGUCUAGAGCUCAUCGCAUUGGUCAGUCCCGUCACGUCGUUGUAUAUCGUUUCGUCACGCGUCACAGUAUGGAAGAACGUCUAAAUUUUGUGGCACGUCGAAAAUUGGCGCUUACGAAUCUAGUAGUUAACCAACAACAGCAACGAAUCCAGCAAAAGGCUCUGAAAGCUCAAACCGAUAUGCCUAUCGAGACUGCUGAGGGUCCUACUGCUCCAGCCGAACAAGAACCCCCAGAGGCGUCAUCCAAGGAUCAGGAGUCUGUUAAGGCCCUGCCCGAAUCGUCCUCUGCUUCCUCGUCAGCGCCAGGUCAGCUACGAGAAGGUGCCGUUUCGAAUCGUUUGAGCCGCGCUGAAAUGGAUGACAUGCUUCGUUGUGGAAUUGAGGCUUUGUUUGCAGUGGAUGACAUGUUGGAUGAGAACGACUUGAAAAAAGCCGCUCGGAGUUUAAGUGACAGUGCCGAAAACUCAGCUGAUUCGGAGAGGAUAGUCUACAAUGCGGAUGCUCUGGCUCGGCUAUUGGACCGUGCUAAACUGGAAGCUGAGGCCAAUGAGGAGGAAGCCAGAUCGACUGCCGAUGAAUAUUUGCACGCUUUUCGUGUUGCUCAUUUCGACGUUACAUCAGUUGUCACUCCAGAGGAGAAAACGGUCCCCACUGAAUCCCAGACAACCGUUACUCCGCCACUCGAACCCCCAGCUGAAAAUGAGGUAAACGCAGUUAUGGACGCCACACCACAAGAGGAAGGCACUUCUACCCAGGCUCUAGGUUAUGCUGCAUUUUGGGAUCGCCUGCUACGUGAGCGGCACAAUCGUCUUUGCAAAGCAGAGGCCGAAGGUGCCCCAUCAGAAUUGUCGCGGCGUGUUAGCAAGGCGUCAUGGAGGUUAAAACAACACUGUCGUGCGCCUGAAUCAGAGGAGGAUAGCCCCCAGAUGCUUGAUCAAGAGGAUAUCGGAUCUUCAACCGACGCAAACCUUGAUCGUGGACGAGGUUUACGUCGUUCCAAAGGCGCGAGUCGUGAUCGGUCAGAUGAUAAUGAUCUUGUGGAAGAAAUUCCUGCACACGACAAAAUACGCCGUCGAUACGAGCGUUUUCGUCAAGCUGUUGGUGUUGAUUCUAGCAAGCCUGGAGGCCAACAAACGACCAGUGCCUCGAGACGCCGACGCAGAAAGCAAGCCCGACGAACUGCCAAUCCCAAUAGGGUUCGUCGACCGCGGCCUACGCCUGACCCCGAAGAAAUCGCUCCUGAUCUCGAAGCAUCCGAGGAUGAUGGUGGGAACAGUGAUAAUGAUCCUUCCUACAUACCCUCCGGUGAGGAAUCGGAUGAUGUAGUUUCCGAUGCAGAACUCCUCAAUAGAUGGCGAAAGCGGGAAAAGUUGAAUGUCGUGGCCGAUGAUGACGAAGAGGUAUUAUAUCUAUCGGAUUCUGAUGAACGAGUCGCUAAUUUGGAGCCGGUUGCAUUUGGAAACAUACUCAGCGACAUGUGGGCAACCGCAUCUUGGCAUCCGGAUCCAGCUGUGUGUGCCGUCUGGCGGGAGGCGGUCAACAAACUAGACUCCAAAAUUAAUUUCGAAAAUGGUCAUAUGUUUAUUUACGGAUUCGGUCCUGAGAAUAGGACCUCUUUUGCUAACGCUGUCAUGCGAUACGGUCUUCCUCCACCAGGUAUAAUUCCCCCACAGGACUGGCUUCCCCCCAGUCUUUUUCACGUUGGCCAACAACGCCUGUAUGCCUAUACCGCUCUAUUCAUGUAUCAUUUGUACGCAGACCCAAACGCUCUAGAUGAUACCGUGGAUCACUGGAGCGAUGGGAUCCCGAAGGAAAAUCUGUGCGCCUCCGCAGUGCUAUCACGGAUAGCAAUGAUGGCCCUAAUACGGAACAAAGUCUUGCAAUUCGAAGACAUCAAUGGCGUUCACAGCCGAACCUUUGAAGCUGUAAGUACCCGGUUCAAGUUCAGCAUUCACGAAGGGGGCCUGACGCUGUUGCGUCCAACUUGGCACGAAGAGUGGCAACGGAUCAAUGCAAUGGUAGAUACUGUGUCACUCGGUAACAAACGGGAGAGAGCCAUGUUCCAUCUGCAACACACGUGGCAUUCUAGGCAUGAUUAUUGGCUUCUGGCGGCUAUUCAUGUUCAUGGCUAUUUGCGAUGGUCUGACAUCCUCAAUGAUCCCAGAUUUCAUCUACUCAACACUGGAUUAGAUGGUAUUCUAGAAGACAGUGAGAAGAAAACUGGAUCAGAAGAGAAAAACGCGGAAUCGUCCAACCAACACACCAAUAACCUGGCCGAGGCUCAAGCGUUUCUGGUCUCACGCCUCAGAAUGCUGGAACAGGCGUUAGUCGUGGAACAAGCCUUGUUUGAAGUUGCACGUGCUGCACUGACAGGCAGUACGGACGGGAAACCGUCCCCUUUGACCCGGGUCCAGAAUCUGGCUGUCUGCCUAUCGAACAAAUUAGCUUCGGCUGGACCUCGCAAACGGAUAGCGCUUCCUCGUGAUGCGCAUGCACGAGAGGCGACACGGGCAGCUGUUCAGAAUCUUCAAGACAUACUUGAAGACCUUUUUGCUGAUCUUCCUGGCCUACCAGCGUCGGUUAUCUGUGCUGAGCCAGAAACCUCCCUGCCCGUCACUCAAUCUUCCCCCACUUCUGUACCAAAUGACAGUCAUAUUCUAUCCCCAACAAGCAACAACGGAGCUCCAACUUCCAUUGGACCCGUCUCACAACCUUCAGGAACUAUUCAGUGUGAUCCAACACCAGAUCAACCGGCAGACACACCUGUUAUGAAAAUUUCAUCGCCCAUUCCCAUGAAACUCUCUCCACCAAGUUCAGUGGAUCGCGGUGUAAUUGAGAUCUCGGAUGAAGAAACCUGAAGAUUCUUGGCAGAAAUUUAACGAGCCAAAUUCAUAUUUGUACUGUAUUCUUCUCUGUACAUGCUGCAUGAUAAAUUUUCUGCGAAUCUACAACCACUUGUUUUCACCGUCGCACCACUGCUUUGCAUGUUUGUUGCUCGCGUUGGUACCGAGUGAUCGGGG